Molecule: messenger RNA, 717 nt
Organism: Stegastes partitus (bicolor damselfish)
Lineage: Eukaryota; Metazoa; Chordata; Actinopteri; Pomacentridae
Product: lipoma HMGIC fusion partner-like 4 protein
Exons: 4
Coding region: 1-717 (238 amino acids)
Biological process (GO): sensory perception of sound; gamma-aminobutyric acid receptor clustering
Cellular component (GO): inhibitory synapse; postsynaptic membrane; plasma membrane
Molecular function (GO): GABA receptor binding
Source: RefSeq, a predicted model, not a curated record
AUGUUGCCUUCCCAAGAAGCCUCCAAGAUCUACCAUGACAAUUAUAUGCGCAACUCCCGGGCCAUCGGGGUGCUGUGGGCCAUCUUCACCAUCUGCUUCGCCAUCGUCAACGUGGUGGUGUUCAUCCAGCCCUACUGGAUCGGCGACAGCGUCAACACGCCGCAGGCUGGCUACUUCGGCCUCUUCCACUACUGCGUGGGCACCGGGCCGUCGCCCAGCCGGGAGCUCACCUGCGUGGGCAGCUUCUCCGACUUCAGCUCCAUCCCGUCCGGAGCCUUCAAGGCGGCCUCGGUGUUCGUGCUGCUGUCCAUGGUGCUGAUCCUCAGCUGCAUCGCCUGCAUGGCGCUCUUCUUCUUCUGCAACACCUCCACCGUUUACAAGACCUGCGCCUGGAUGCAGCUGCUGUGCGGAGUGUGCCUGGUGCUGGGUUGCAUGAUCUUCCCCGAUGGAUGGGACGCCGAGGUGAUCCGGGACAUGUGCGGGGAGCAGACGGGGAAAUACUCCCUGGGCGACUGCUCCGUACGCUGGGCCUACAUGCUGGCCAUCAUGGGCAUCUUGGACGCCCUCAUCCUCUCCUUCCUGGCCUUCGUCCUGGGCAACCGGCAGACAGACUUCUAUCUUGACGAUCUGCAGACAGACAACAAAGAUUUUGCUGUGUCAAGGAUUGAGGUGCGAGAUAGAAGAGAGCCACGGUACGGAGUGCAGCGUCUCCACUGA